CCGCCGCUGCUGAAGAAGUCAUAACAGCAGCUGAUGUGUUCUCGGUGUGAAGCUGCCACAUGGCUAAUGAACUACAACUGUGUUCUGCCUCCUCAUUGGUCCGCGGCUGAUUACCGGGAUUGGCUGUAAGUAGCUUUAGGGAAAAGGUAAAUAGUUCAGGAAGCUUCCUCGGAGCUCCGACGCCGGUGUCCGGGUGUUCAAACUUCACCACAGGUAUGAGCUAAACGGACACUCUGAGCGUCCGGGACUCUUUACCGUGAAGUGUGUGAGAGUGCAGCCGACAUGGUGGAGGUGUUCUCCGGGCGGACUCUGCUCAAUAAAGACGGGGACUUCGUGGAGCCGGAGGAGGCUCUGAGGAACAAGGUGGUGGGGAUCUACUUCUCGGCGGGCUGGUGUCCUCCGUGUCGGGACUUCACACCCAUCCUGUGUGACUUCUACACGGAGCUGGUGGAGGAGAGCGAACCUCCUGCUCAGUUCGAGAUAGUUUUCGUCUCCUCCGACAAGUCGACCGAUGACAUGGUGGAAUAUUACCACGACAUGCACGGAGACUGGCUGGCUCUGCCCUUUACUGAUGAUUACAAACAUGAGCUGAAGCAGCGCUACAAGAUCACUGCGGUGCCCAAACUGGUGAUCGUGAAGGAGAACGGCGACGUGAUCACGGACAAGGGCAGGAAACAGAUCCGGGACCGAGGCCUGGCCUGCUUCAGGACCUGGCUGGACGCCGCCGAGAUCUUUCAGAACUUUAAGGGUUAGAGACUCAACUCAGCGUCAGAGAGCAGAACAAAACCUGUAAAGUCUUUCUGCACUCACAGAAGGUGUUAUGGGAUAAGAGCAAACAACUUAUAAUACAGUUAUACAAAAUCACAUCUAUUUAUUUAUUGUAAUUAUAUUUCUCGUUUUGCUUUUCUUCUUGACAAAGACUUGAUAUUCUUUACAUCCAAAGCGCUCUAAAAUCCUUCAAAUGAAACCAUCUGAUGGUGAAAAACUGAAUUUGAGUUCAGUUUCUCACAUGUUGUGGUCUGAUGAAGGAUUUGCUUGUAGAUCUUAAAGUUGCAGAGCAAAGCUGCACCAAACAUCCUAUGCACUUAAUCUAAGCCUCAGGCAUGUCCUUUAGGGAAAGUAUGUGUUUAGUAUGACCAAUACAAGCCAGCUGCUGUACUCUCUGUUGAUUUUAAAGUACGCUAAUGUGACUAGUUCAGCUAAACUUUGCUUUUAGUAGCUAGAGAUUUUCUUUCCAGAGAGCCUGCCUUUGUAUAUUUCUAAAAGAAAAAAUUAUAAUAAUACUUGUAGUUCUAUUUUGAGCUGCCUGUAUAUUUUUAUAUUUUGUUUUAUAUGAGUUGGUAAGACUGAAUAUUAAUUAAAAAAUAAUAUUCUA
Molecule: messenger RNA, 1375 nt
Organism: Stegastes partitus (bicolor damselfish)
Lineage: Eukaryota; Metazoa; Chordata; Actinopteri; Pomacentridae
Gene: nxnl2
Product: nucleoredoxin like 2
Exons: 2
Coding region: 283-753 (156 amino acids)
Biological process (GO): visual perception; photoreceptor cell maintenance; sensory perception of smell
Source: RefSeq, a predicted model, not a curated record